CUCUUUUCCCUGUUUACUUACUCUGCUGACCCCCCUCAAUUAGCUUUAUGGCAUGUUGCGGGUCAGAAUUAGAUUUGUUAGAAGAUUUAUUCUCGCGUUUCAUUCUUUAGAAUUCGCGGGUUACCUUUGGUAACAUCGCGGGCUCAUUUCUUUUCCAAAACAGUUAGAUGAAACAGUACUCACGUAUUUUGGUAAUGAAAAUUCCAUUAAAUCAUGCAGGGUCAAUUAUAGAUUUCACUUGAGAAUGUCGGAAGAAAGGCGGGCAGAAUGCCCAGUGUGUGGAAAAUCAUUUUCUCCCAAACAAAUUAACAGCCAUGUGGAAGAUUGUCUGAAAGCCACCGAGAACGGGGAGGAGGAGAGAACUUUACAAGACUCCAAGGGGGGGACCCCCUCGGGUGACAACACAUCUAAAGUAUCAUCAGAGGUCCCUUGGUUUAACCAAAGGCAAAAGCCUAAAGAUAAAGCAGACUCGAAAACCGGAAGACAAGCAGAAAAAUCACCCAUACAUCACGGGAAAAGAGAGUUGCCAAACUUGGCGGGAAAAAGUUGUUCUAUUCCUUUUGGAAAGAAACAGAAAACUGAAGGCGGUUUUAAAGGUUUUUUUGCUCCUCACAAAGUAUCCGAGAAUCCUUGUGUUGUGUUGUCGAAAGAAGAGAAGGAGGUUAAAAAAGGAAAUAAUACAGAGACAAAAACAGAAAAUCCAGGGCAAAUAGGACGCCCCACUGUCUUUACUCGAAAAACAAAGGUGAAUUUCGUGCCCCUUGCAGAACAAAUGAGACCAACUAGCUUGGAGGAUUAUGUGGGGCAGGAGCAAGUGCUUGGUAAUAGCUGUUUGUUGAGAACUCUCCUUGAGGCAAAUGAGGUGCCGUCUAUGGUGCUAUGGGGUCCACCAGGGUGUGGCAAGACUACACUUGCCCACAUAGUUGCCAAUAAUGCAAGGAAAACCACUACAACACGCUUUGUCACGCUGUCAGCUACAACCAGCGGCAUUAAUGACAUCAAAGAAGUCGUCAAGGUUGCCAAGAAUGAGCAGCAGAUGUUCCGUAGAAAGACCAUCUUGUUUGUAGAUGAGAUCCAUAGAUUCAACAAAACACAACAGGACACAUUUCUUCCCCACGUUGAGAAUGGCACCAUCACUCUUAUCGGAGCAACGACUGAAAACCCCUCCUUCCAGCUUAAUACAGCGCUACUCAGCAGGUGUAGAGUCAUAGUACUUGACAAGCUCUCAUCUGAGCACCUCCAGAGGAUACUUUGUCGAGCGGUGGAGAAUAUGGGUUGUGUCAUAGAGAACAAGUCUUCAACAGGAAAGGAUUCAAUGGAAAUGGAUAGUGAUUCACCAACCGUUGCUAUUAUUGAGAGAGAUGCAAUCACCGCUCUUGCAAACCUAUGUGAUGGAGAUGCUAGAGUUGCCCUCAAUGGUCUUCAACUCGCUGUUCAAUCCCAAACUAGCGGCUCAUCUUUGAGGAGGCAAAAACAAAAUGCUCCUGACCCUUCAAGAGGUGUGAAUGGACACAGUGCUACUUCCAGCAGUUCUCCUUCCCCUAAUGGUGAACCAGUAAGGGUCAAUGUUGCACAUGUCAAGGAAGGCUUACAAAGAACUCACUUACUGUACGACCGCGCAGGUGAAGAGCACUUUAAUAUCAUAUCGGCAUUACACAAGUCCUUACGAGGAAGUGAUGGUAACGCCGCACUGUACUGGUUGGCGCGGAUGUUAACCGCGGGAGAAGAUCCAUUGUACAUUGCGAGGCGACUGGUUAGAUUUGCUAGCGAAGAUGUAGGUCUUGCUGAUCCAAACGCUCUAAACCAGACGGUUGCUGCUUAUCAAGCGUGUCACUUUAUUGGCUUGCCUGAAUGCGAGGUAAUCCUCGCACAGGCAACCAUCUACUUGGCACGAGCACCCAAAUCCAUCGAGGUCUACAGUGCUUAUAACAACGCCAAAGCCUGCGUCAAGAACUGGGACGGACCGCACCCACCAGUACCCCUACACAUUAGAAACGCCCCGACCAAACUAAUGAAGACGCUUGGCUAUGGAGACGGGUACAAGUACAACCCAGCUUAUGACGAACCAGUGGACCAAACCUACCUUCCACCAGAGUUACACAAUGUAGAUUUCUUUAGCGGAAAAUAGACGCCACACUGGAAAAAUUGUUUGGUGUUGCCUUGGUUCUCCAUGCUCGAUUUAUGGAGUGGCUAUUGGCAAGUGCAGAAAACUGUAGAAAAUAGACGACUUGGCAAACUGAGCUAUCCACUGGCAGAGCUGUUGUUUUAAGAAGGGCAUAUGAAAACACCUCCCUUUUAUCCCAUAGCAAAUACAAGUGAUGUGAAGUGAAAGCUUAUGAUAUUUUACUUGAAUCACCCUUACACUUCCCUCACCUAUCUAACUGUAAUACAUAUGCCCUCGCUUUGUAUCUCGCUAUCUUCUAAACUUGUAGAUUUCUGUAUCAGUGGGUAGAUGCUAAGGCGAACCGUGCAAGUUGACUUAUGAGAUCAAACUCGUAGUUGAUCUACGGUUUCUGCCCAUUCUUUAUCCCCAAAAGAUCAAUCAACAAUAUAAUGGUGACUUCAAUAUAAAGGUGACUAAUGGCGAAGAACAAUUUUACGAACCAUAUAAACACAGUGCUAAAGCUGAAUGAAAAUGCCGUAAUGUCACAGGAUGACACGUGACACAAGACCAGCUUGGAAAACUGUUUUACGACAGUAGGGACCUCAAGCAACAACGAGGACGCCGAAAACAAUGGAAUUUGUUUAGAAUUCAAUAGCAGCACGUGGAAAUGCGUUCUGUCUGAUAUAUAUCAGCCGUUUUCCGUAAAACAACGGACGUGAAAACUCCAAGUUUCACGGUCAAUUAAGGACGCGGAUGUUUUAUCUGUAAACUCCACUAACUACGUUCGCUGCUGUAGAAAUAAUGUCCUUAUUUUAUUUUUAUGUGUUUUUGAUUAUAAUGUUUUGCUUGUUCCAUUGCAAUUAAAAUUAUUGUUGAUCGCCA
Nematostella vectensis (starlet sea anemone) is the source of this 2986-nucleotide messenger RNA. Its product is annotated as ATPase WRNIP1. The coding region runs from base 245 to 2128 and encodes 627 amino acids. The transcript has 6 exons. NCBI's taxonomy places the organism in Eukaryota, Metazoa, Cnidaria, Anthozoa, Actiniaria, Edwardsiidae. Gene Ontology annotation, cellular component: nucleus. Gene Ontology annotation, biological process: DNA-templated DNA replication; regulation of DNA repair; DNA repair. The record is from RefSeq and is a predicted model, not a curated record. Gene Ontology annotation, molecular function: ATP hydrolysis activity; ATP binding; enzyme activator activity.